AUGAUGCUGUCAUUUCAGAUUGGGAACCCGACCCAGCAGCAGGACCGGCCGCAAGGAUCCAAAGAGCCUAAAGCAAAACGUGCCAAGAUAAGCGUGGCGUGUAACAGUUGCAAAUCCAGAAAAACAAAAUGUGAUGGUUUGAGACCAGCGUGUAAUGCCUGCUUGAAAAGAAAACAGAGUUGUAUCUAUCGUGAAGUUGAUGAAGUCUCGCACUUGGAUGUGGAAGCCUCUCCAAAAGACCUUACGGAAGAGGCUAGCUCCGACCAAGAUGUUGUACCUACCGGAAGUCUAUUCGGUGCCUCUAGUGGAGCACAUAUCAUACCAUCAGCCGCAAAAGCAACAUACCAGAGAAGCGCCUUUGGAGAUGGAACAGAUAAUGGUGCACGUGCUGGUCCAAAGCCACUCAAAGAGUUACCAAAGCUACGAAAACGACAACUAACAACAGAAUCGGACUCGCAAUUUGCGAUUCCUCCAAGGAAAGUAGCGGAUGAUAUGCUGGCCUCAUACUGGGAUUACGUGGACACCACAUACCCAUGGCUUGAUCGACCCUCGAUUGAAAGAGCAUACCUGACUUUAUGGACACAAGAUGGAGAAGUGCCUAUGAAUGAGCGGGCUCUUCACUGCAUUCUCAAUCUCAUGUUUGCGGCAUCAUGCGUGGCUUCUCAGGGCCAAUCCCUUCUUUCUCGCUAUGAAUCAUCCGGUGUAUUUUUUGACCGAGCUCAGCAACUCAUGUCCUGCGAACUGACGAGCAUUUACAACUUUGAAAUCAUCCAAAUUCUCUUGCUCACUGCGGUUUACCUACAGCACGAGAGAGUGCCGCAAAAGUGCUUCAGAAAUAUCGGAAUGGCAAUUCAUAUUGCCCAAGAAUUAGGGCUGCAUCUGCCUGAAACGACCGAGGCUAUUAGUAACCCACAUGAACGAGAUCUGGCUCGUCAGGUUUGGAAUGGCUGUAUUAUAAUGGAUAGAAUCGCCUCAAUGACCUUUGGCUGUGUCCUUAAGAUCUCUCAAGAUGUUGCAAAACAGGGCCUAGAUUCUUUGGUGCUAAACCCUCCAGAGCUUGUCUCCGAUUCCAAAACUUCGACUUUGCCAUGCAAAAUCGAUUUUUAUAUAUCGUUCUGUCGGUUGCAUUACAUCAUUGGUGAAGUUCUAGAAACAUUUUACAUCUCUACCAGUGCCAGAAACGGAUCUUUUUCGAACAAAACUCUGACAGGAUUUGGCUUGGCUUCAUCAUUAUCUUUAGAUAAAUUUGCUACGUUGUUCAGGCUUGAGUUGGAUUUAAACAAUUGGGCUGGCAGUCUCCACCCGUUUUUUCAAUUACCCUCAGACACUGCGGACUUGACACCCACUAAGCAUUUCACGCGUCAGGCAAAUGUUUUACGUGCUCGAUAUCUCUGUGUUCGACUCCUGCUUUUCAGGCCAUUUCUGCUUCAAAUCCAGCAGCAUGACCCGGAUGCCAGCCCACAGACCAGUCUCUACAGAGAUGAGCAGCUGCUGCCACAUGUAGUUUCGCAAUGUCAGAUCCAUUGCUUCAAAGCCGCUUCCGACAUAAUCGAGUUCAUUGUGCGAAAUUUGCCGGAGCGAACACAUGCGUACAUAUUGCCAUCAAAUUGGUACACUGUCUCAUAUGUAUAUAUGGCUGUAACCGUCCUGCUCGCGGCCAAAAUGUCACCACGGAUAAUAGAAUACUUUUCCCGGGCUCGCCUGGAUGGCCUUCUACGACAGGCUCGAGAUAUUCUGAAGAGUUAUGAGCAGCAUACCACCCUAGCUUCGCGUUGUACCUCUGUUCUCGGCCUCAUUGAGAGAAACAUCGAUCGCCGCGGAUCAGGAGACAAUGGUAAUGCUGAGAUUUGGCAAACCACCGGUGACAAUGACUACACAGCUACGCAAGACAGGGCGUCAGCACAGCAAGAGCCUCAACCUGCUCCGGGUAACUUGUCUUGGGUUGAAAACUAUACAUUUGAUUGGAAUGAAUGGCCGACCUUCUUUGCACAAUUGGAUGACACAGUCAGCCUAGUGGACAGUUGGGAACUCUCUAUGUGA
Penicillium nucicola is the source of this 2040-nucleotide messenger RNA. RefSeq lists its product as uncharacterized. The record is from RefSeq and is a predicted model, not a curated record. The coding region runs from base 1 to 2040 and encodes 679 amino acids. Gene Ontology annotation, cellular component: nucleus. Lineage: Eukaryota; Fungi; Ascomycota; Eurotiomycetes; Eurotiales; Aspergillaceae. Gene Ontology annotation, biological process: DNA-templated transcription; positive regulation of transcription from RNA polymerase II promoter by galactose. The transcript is spliced from 6 exons. Gene Ontology annotation, molecular function: zinc ion binding; DNA-binding transcription factor activity, RNA polymerase II-specific; RNA polymerase II cis-regulatory region sequence-specific DNA binding.